AUGCAUAAACAUUCUAGUUGUAGUUCAAAAUUUAAGCAAGUUAUAGAAAAUUAUGUGAACAUGAUUGAAUUUGAUGAUGUGUUUAAUUAUAUUGAAGAUAAAACACUUAAUAAUAAUUAUAUUUUUGAUACUGAGGAUUUAGAUAAUCUUUUACAAUUCGAUAGUGAAAAUUUGGAUAUCAAAGAAAUGUUGGAUUUUAAGGCAUUUUUAAAUAAAAAAACUGAAUAA
Molecule: messenger RNA, 228 nt
Organism: Cetraspora pellucida
Lineage: Eukaryota; Fungi; Glomeromycota; Glomeromycetes; Diversisporales; Gigasporaceae
Source: the annotation of a GenBank genome assembly